UAUGUAUAUCUAUGUCAGUGAGGAACAUGUGAUGACAGGUCCUGACGUUUAAAGUCAAAGCAGCAAACAUAAGCGGCCAUUUUGUAGUGUCGUGGUACUAUUAAAAGUUGUUCAUCAAAUUUCGUCUAUUUUACAUGGGAGUAUUACUUUUUGUUAUGAUUCGAUAUAACAUUUCAAAGUGAUAGUUUUAUUCAGAUUGUACGAAAAAAGUGUUUAGAAUUGUAAUAAAAUGGAGCAAGAUGUGGAAACUGUACAGCGUAGGAUCUGUAAUACUUGCCUUAGUUCAGAUCGUGAUAUAAUUAUUUUAAACGAACAAUCUGUUUUAUUCCAAAUGUUUCGACUGCUAACUUACGAUUUCGCGGGUGAAUUUGACACAUUAAGUGGCCAGACACUAGAAGUGUGUUGGGAAUGUAUUGCCAUGUUGAGGAAGUUUACCAAAUUCAGAGAAAAAGUACAAACAGCUCAGCAACAUUUACGAGUCAUCAGCGAAUCACAGGAAUUAAUAAUUUUUCAGAAUAUGGACCACACUUAUUUAUCCCAAUCCUUAUCGUCUAUGGAAAUGAUAUUAAAAUUAGGUUAUGACAAAAUAUAUAUUGAUACAACAGCUAAGUUAUUGACGGAAUGGUCUCCACAUUAUAUCGAGAUCAGCACAUCGGAGAAUAUAAAAAAUGAACAAUAUGAUAUCGCUCAAGUCGUGAGAGAGAAUAUUAACUUGGAAUUGGAUGAAAAUAUGUUAACUGUACCAUCAGUAGUAAUAGACGGUCAAACAGUGCCUCAUAUUAUGAUAAAUGCUGAACAUUUAGCUGCGGACACAGGUUACAAGGAUCCCGAUAUAGUUAUACCAGAACUUGCAGUCAGGUCAAUAGAUGUACCAAAUUUGAAUGCAAAAGUUGAACAAAUACAAGACGGUAUAGAAGAAAAGCCUGAUUUAAAAGCUGGGUACACAACGGAGUAUAUGAAUGAAGAAGAUAUGCUAGCUUUUAGGGAAGAAGCUAAAAAGAAAUUCGCUUAUGUCGGUGCUAUACAUAAAUGUGAACUUUGUAUUGUUGGUUUCUACACGCAACAACAAGUGGAAGAACAUUACGAGUGCGCGCAUAAAGCUAGGGAGGGCACCGCGCCGUGCAAGGUGUGCUACUCGUACGUGGAGGAGGGGCGCGUGUCGCAGCACGUGCAGGGCCACUACGUGCGGCACGUGUGCCGGCUCUGCGGGCACGCCGAGGCGAGCGUGCGCUGCGCGCAGCUGCACGUGCAGACACACCACGAGAAGAAGUUGCCGAGCUCUCUCAUCAAGAUCGGGGAUUCGAAGCAAGCUGAAAAAUUGCGUGAAAAAAAGAAGAAAAAAGAUGCAUCAUCCACUACACCAUCGACUCCUUCUGAUCCAAAAGGUUUACGGAAAUUGCUUUCAAAAACUACAAUCGUUGGAUAUCAAUGUUUAGAAUGUGAUAUGUUCUUUAAGAACUCGAGAGCGCGUAAAGCGCACGUCGCUAGAUAUCAUAGGGAAGGGUUACAAUGUGACCAUUGUAAGAAGAGAUUUGUCAAUAGAACUACAUUAGUAACACAUUUAAAGUUACAUGAAGGUCCACCUCCAAGAGAACCAUGUCCCAUUUGUUCUAAAUUGGUACGCGUAGUGCAGUUAAAAUACCACAUACAGCGACAUGAGAAUAAAGGUCGGUACGAAUGUACCGAUUGUAACAAGGUAUUUUCUUACCUCACUACGUACCAAGGACAUCUCAAAUAUUCAAGAGCUCAUGCAUCUGAACAAGUCCUUAAGUUCCCUUGUCCGAUGUGCAAUAAGGGGUAUCCUAGUAAAGAGGCGAUGCAGGACCAUUUCAAUUACCAACAUCUCGGCAAAACCUCGCACAAAUGUCCCCUAUGUGAUAAGCCUAUAGCGUCUCGAGCCAACGUUGAACGACAUCUAAUGAGGGUACACGGAGAAAAGAAGGAGAAACCAAAGAACCACGUCUGUCAGCAAUGCGGCAAGGGAUUCACGGACAAGAAAUCUUUAAACCAACACGAAGUCAUCCAUUCAGGAGAAAGACCGUUAUCAUGUAACAUUUGCUACCAAACAUUCAAACAGAAGGCGUCACUUUACACGCAUAGGAAGAGAGUUCACAAUAUAACGCCCGCGAAACGAGUCGUCGAAUUCAUUGAUAACGAGAAAACUAAGGUAUAACACGAAAAAACUGAUUAACAUCGGAAGUUAGAACAAUGAAGAAUAUAAUUGUCGAUAUUAAAUUCAAUGAAGGUAGAACAAGAAAAACUUGAAACAAAGUUUAAAAAUUGAAGGUAGAAGAAAAACAUCUAAUUAAUGGAAAACCUAAAUGAAGGUAGAUGUUAAUUUCAACUGAAGGUAGUACAAGUUAAAAACAAAAGUUAAUUCCAAUUGAAGGUAGAAAAAACACGAAGGUAAGCUUCACCAUAGAUAUUCUAAAGGCAGUUGUUUAUUUUUAAAGAAAUUUAACUUUUAAACCAUGAAUUUAGUGUAUUCUGUAUUAUUGUAUAUAAAAACUG
Molecule: messenger RNA, 2511 nt
Organism: Papilio polytes (common Mormon)
Lineage: Eukaryota; Metazoa; Arthropoda; Insecta; Lepidoptera; Papilionidae
Product: zinc finger protein 182-like
Exons: 14
Coding region: 230-2173 (647 amino acids)
Biological process (GO): regulation of transcription by RNA polymerase II
Cellular component (GO): nucleus
Molecular function (GO): zinc ion binding; DNA-binding transcription factor activity, RNA polymerase II-specific; RNA polymerase II cis-regulatory region sequence-specific DNA binding
Source: RefSeq, a predicted model, not a curated record